This is a messenger RNA of Colletotrichum spaethianum, 540 nucleotides long. RefSeq lists its product as uncharacterized. Gene Ontology annotation, molecular function: phosphoric diester hydrolase activity. Gene Ontology annotation, biological process: lipid metabolic process. The transcript has a single exon. The coding region runs from base 1 to 540 and encodes 179 amino acids. NCBI's taxonomy places the organism in Eukaryota, Fungi, Ascomycota, Sordariomycetes, Glomerellales, Glomerellaceae. The record is from RefSeq and is a predicted model, not a curated record.
AUGAUCCUCGGCGGCAAGCGCGUCGUCAUGUUCAUGGACUACAUGGCCGACCAGCAAAAGUUCCCCUGGCUGCUCGACGAAUUCUCCCAGAUGUGGGAGAGCCCCUUCGACCCCAUGGACCGCUCCUUCCCCUGCACCGUCCAGCGCCCGCCCGACCUGCCGGACGAGGCCGCCCGCGACCGCCUCUACCUCCUGAACCACAACCUCAACGCCGAGUACAGCAUCUUUGGCGCCUCCAUCCUCGUCCCCGCCGUCUCCCUGCUCAACGUCACCAACAACGCCACCGGCUACGGCUCCCUCGGCGUCGGCGCCCAGCAGUGCACCGCCGACUGGGGCCGCCCGCCCAAGAUCCUCAACGUCGACUACUACAACUACGGCGGCUUCCCCGGGUCCGUCUUCGAGGUCCAGGCCAAGAUGAACAACGUCACAUACACGCGCGACUGCUGCGGCAAGGUCACCGGCGCGUCGCCGGGACGGCCGGCCGUGUCGUCGGCCGUGAUCCUGGGCAUGGCGCUCGCCUGCGCGCUGUUGCUGGCCUGA